AUAUAACAACAACUUAAAUGUCAAUAUGCAGUUAUUGGUCUUCAGUGGUUACUUUUUUCCAACCAUGCACUAGACAAACAUCAGUUUUCAUUAAAUAUUCGUACAAAUAAGUUAAAAAAAGUUGAAUCAAAGAAAAACUCAAAUUUGCAAUGUCUACAGAAAAUGAUAGUGAAUAUGGAGAAGAAUCAAUGCAUACAAAGCCAGCAGCAAAAGCUGGACAAGAUGAAGAGGAUGAAACUUUUGAUUUGGAUGACAUACUGCCUACAAUUGGAGAAUUUGGCAAAUAUCAGAAAUUAUUGGUUUUUGGCAUAUGUCUGCCUGCUUGCAUACCCUGUGGCUUUUGUGCCUUCAAUCAACUAUUUAUGGCCGAUACACCUGAGGAUUACUGGUGUAAAAUACCAGAAUUACUUAAUAUUUCAUUGGAACAAAGGAUAUUGGCUAUACCACCAGACAUGGAACAUGAUGCCGGUAUGUUUAGUAAAUGUUUACGUUAUGCCGUCAAUUGGAGUGAAAUACUUGAAAAUACUAAUAUCCACGAUAUAGAACCAAAUGCCACUUGGCCAGUGGAAAAAUGUAAUCAAGGCUGGGAGUAUAAUACCACCACGGUGUGGUCCUCUAUAGUAAUAGAUUAUGAUUUAGUAUGCGAUCGCGAUAUUUAUCCCACAAUAGGUUUGGCCGCCUUAAAUGUGGGCGGUCCCAUUGGUGUUUAUUUAUUCGGCUUGCUAAAUGAUCGUGCUGGAAGACGAACUUCAUAUUUUACCUGUUUGGCAACUUUAUUAAUCGGUAGCUUGAUAACAUCUUUGAGUCAAGAUUUUUGGACUUCUGGUAGCCGUGUAAUUGUGGGACUCACUAUACCAGCUGUAUAUCAAAUACCAUUUAUUAUAUCUCUUGAACUUGUUGGCGAAAGUUAUCGUUCAUUCGUAACUGUUAUGACUUGCACCUUCUACACUUCGGGCAUUAUGUUACUUUCCGUUGUGACCUAUUUAGAAAGAGAUUGGGUUAAACUUUCUUAUUACACCUCGGUGCCUUUCUAUAUAUAUUUUCUCUACCUAUUUGUAAUGCCAGAAUCACCAAGAUGGUUGCUAAUGCGAGGUCGUUUAGAGGAAGCUUUAAAGAUCCUAGAAAAUAUGGCCAGAGUAAAUGGAAAUCAAUUUCCAGAAGCCGUGAAAAUAAAAUUAGAGGCACAAAUAUCGCGUAAUAAGCUCAAGGAGAAGAAGAAAGCUGUUAAUGUAGGUCUGGCGGACUUGUGCAGAACUCCUAAUAUGCGUUUGAAAACCAUAUUAAUAACUUUAAGUUGGUUUGCCAAUGAAACGGUGUACUUGGGUCUAAGCUAUUAUGGUCCUUCGCUGGGCAGUAAUCAAUAUGAGUUUUUUUUAUCGGCAGUGGUGGAAAUACCUAGUUAUUUGGUGUGUUGGUAUUUAAUGGACUGUUGGGGUCGAAGAUGGCCUUUAAGUCUUUCCAUGAUAUUGGGAGGCGUGGCCUGCGUUAUAACCGUUAUGAUACCCGAUGAAGCGGUCGAUGAAACUUUAAUUUUAUAUUUGGUCUCCAAGGCUUUACUCUCCGCUUCAUUUUUGAUAAUUUAUCCCUUUGCUGGAGAAUUGUAUCCCACACAAGUACGUGGUAUUGGCAUUGGUGUAUCCAGUUAUGUGGGAGGUUUGGGUCUUAUAGUCAUUCCCUUUGUGACAUACUUGGGUAAAGAAAAUUUAAAAUUACCUUUAGUUAUAAUGGGCUUCGUUUCCAUGCUGGGCGGUAUUACAGGUCUCAGAUUACCUGAAACUCUACAUCAACGCUUGCCUCAAACUAUUGAAGAAGGUGAAGAGUUUGGAAAAGAUUUUACCUUAAAUGCCUGCCUUCAUUGUGGUACAGCUGAAGCUUCUGCCUCUCAACCCUCUUCAUAUGAAAAUCUAGAUGUUUUACAUUCAAAUACCGCCUCAGAUGUUGAACUCGAAAUGAAUGCCUCAUCGAGUGGCAGGCGCUCUAUGCGACAACGACCCAAAUCUAUAAUAGAUGAACGUACACCUUUAGAUAUCAGUCGUCCCAGUCGUCCCUCUAUGAAACGUUUGGUUCGACAAAUGAGUGUAAUGGAUACACAGAGAACAGAGGAUGGUACCAUGCAGUUAACCCAUUGGAUUUGAAGGAAGUAUUUUUUAUAUGUUUAUGCUAAAAAAGUCAUCAUGUUAGGAAAAUAUAAAGUCAGUAUUGUGUGUGUGUUAGUUGUAUGUAAAUUAGUCGUUAGGUUUUAACUAACUAAAUAAGCGAACAAUUGGUUUAAAAAUUUACUAUAUAUUAACAAUUAAUUAAUAAAGAUUCAAA
Molecule: messenger RNA, 2313 nt
Organism: Lucilia sericata (common green bottle fly)
Lineage: Eukaryota; Metazoa; Arthropoda; Insecta; Diptera; Calliphoridae
Product: carcinine transporter
Biological process (GO): transmembrane transport
Cellular component (GO): membrane
Molecular function (GO): transmembrane transporter activity
Source: RefSeq, a predicted model, not a curated record